CUCGAACACUUCCCCGCAAAAGGUCUUCCGGUGACCCGUGUGGUCCUAACGCCCUCAUGGAUUCUUCACAAUCUCAAGGCGGGUUUCGAUCACGCCGUUCAUAUCCCGCCUUACACCAUGUAUCUCUAUCUCCACUAAACCCUCGAUUCCCCAUCGACGACGACGAUACCGAUGCCCCAGACUAUUUCUCUCCUCGCCACGAAAACCCCGGCACCCCCAGCGCAACCAGGACCUCGUAUCUCUCUAGUUUCUCCGUCCCCGGAACCCCAGGCGUCCUAUCCCACUCUCAUUCCCGUAGCGGGUCCCGCGUUCGUCGCCAUUCCCGAAGCAAGAGCUCCACUCGCAUCCAUUCCAGCGACACCAAUCUACAGUCCCGGAGCGUGGCCAGUCCACUCCAUCACCAGCAGAAUGAAGAGCUCCGUCGGAGCAGAACACGCUCCUCCCGGCGUCACCCCGAUGCCGCCGCCCACCAUCACAACCCAGACACAGAAUGGAUGCUCCGCGCAGGCAUUGCCCUCGCAUCCUCGACCCGCGAAGAAAAGGGUCAAAGCUGGCUCGUGAAACGCCAAAGCUCAACUAGCCUCGUCUCAGACAGCCAUCAAAUCGACCUAGACAGCCAACAGCAACAACAGCCAUGGGCCUCACGGAGCAGCGCCCGUCGUUCUCAAUCCGGCAUAUCCACACCUGCCGCCUACUCUCGUCGAGCCUCUCGCUCAGGCCCAACAAGCCGCAGAUCCAGCAGACCCGACCUGGCCAUGACCAGCCUUGACAUUACCCGGUUUUCCAGCAGACAAGAAAACCCCACUACCACCAGCAGCAGUGGCAUUCACACCCCCAUCGAAGAACAAUCCCGUCACAUGCUCCCCGACUUCGUGGACGAGCGCAUCCGCGCCGAGAUGGCAAACAUAGCCGACGAAGAAGGAGCUGAAGAAGAAGACAACCUCAGCUUCACAACCACAUCGGGCUCCCUCAUCGCCUCCGAAGACGAAAUCGAUGAACAAGAAUUCCAGCGUCUCACCCGCGAACGAGGUUUCGGACUAGGCAGCUGGAUCGACCGAAUGGUAGAAUGGACCUUAUUCGGUGUCGACGACUGGCCACUCUCCACAACGACAGCAACCACCGCUCCACCGGCAGUAAUAUCAGGAGGAGCCAUCAAUCACGACCCUCAAUCUCUCAUGCACGACAGCAUCCAUUCCCAAGAAACAGACAAUAUAUCAAUAGCUACAGAGUCAGACAUCGCUUCCAUAAGCGAAGAGAAACCCGGAGCUCGCGGCGGGUGGGAAGAUGCCGGGUGGUUGUUCAGGAUUGUGAAACGGGCAUUGUCAUGAACGGGAAAAAAAGGAACACGAAACAUAACAGGACUCAUUUCAAUACCUUUACUUGCAUAUUUAUUGUAUAUCUGAUCCAACCAUGGAUGGAUCCCCUCUCUUCUCUAGGAGAACACAAUCGCCACUAGUAAUAGCAAGGUAUAUAUCUAUACAUAUAGGGCAACCAAUAACAUC
Messenger RNA from Aspergillus costaricaensis CBS 115574, 1502 nucleotides. RefSeq names its product DUF3984 domain-containing protein. The coding region runs from base 57 to 1328 and encodes 423 amino acids. The transcript is spliced from 2 exons. NCBI's taxonomy places the organism in Eukaryota, Fungi, Ascomycota, Eurotiomycetes, Eurotiales, Aspergillaceae. The record is from RefSeq and is a predicted model, not a curated record.